CUAGAGUUGAAGCUGCUGAAAUUGCAGAAUGACACCGCAGAUAUUGCCCACCCAGUGUGUUUGGCUGAGAAGUACAGUCAGCUUCAGUCGAUGAACAGCCACUUGGAGGCGAUCUUGCAGGAGACAGUGUUGCUGAAGCUGCGGUUAGUACAGCCUAUUUGCCAUCAGUGUCUACCUGUUGAAGCCAAUUGUCACAGGUAUGUCUCUGAAAUCUUGCCCAUGAUGGUUAAUUUCAUUGAGAAACUGGACUCCAAUCUGGAGCUGAUAAAUACCAUUCCUCAGGUGACCAAGAAAGUAAAGAUAAUGGAAAAUCUUGUUGCCAAAAUGGUAUCCGACAUUCUGGAGCUGAAGGAACUGUUGGAGUUGAUCAUGAGAUGGAGAGAGCAGCAGAAGGCUGGUCUUGAACAUCUGGGAAGUAAAUGAUAACUGCUUUUUGGGCUGUGAAAUCAGAAUUAAGCCAUUCAUUAUAAGAAUUUUUUUUGAAUUUCUAGAUUUUAAUGUAUAAAUUUCUUAUGGGUAGUCUUGAUAGCAGAAAUUAACCAGUGGUUGUGACUGCUUCCUUUUGUCAUUGAUUAUGGGAAGUAUCCAGGUCAACUUUGUGAGUUAAACCACAUUGCUGAAACGACUGACUUGACUACCCUCAACAUUCACAAGCUAAUAUGUCAGCAAUGAACCCUUGGUCAUUCCCUAUGGAAAAU
Chiloscyllium plagiosum (whitespotted bambooshark) is the source of this 698-nucleotide messenger RNA. RefSeq names its product HAUS augmin-like complex subunit 2. Lineage: Eukaryota; Metazoa; Chordata; Chondrichthyes; Orectolobiformes; Hemiscylliidae. Gene Ontology annotation, biological process: microtubule nucleation; centrosome cycle; spindle assembly. Gene Ontology annotation, cellular component: HAUS complex; mitotic spindle microtubule; centrosome. The record is from RefSeq and is a predicted model, not a curated record.